UUUUUUUUCCUUCCAGCCGCCGCCGGCCCCAGCCGGCCGCGUCAUGCAUCGUGUGCGCGUAAGGAUACCCAACAGCAUCAACCCACGUUGCCGACGUUGAACAACAGCUAACGUCUAUUUCCAGAUUGCGCGCACACGAUCAAGUCCGACACGAACAAGCAGACUAUUGUGAAUCUGACCUACGGGUAAGUCCAAGCCGACCUUGUCUGCGGCACCUUGACUCCUGUAAUUUCCUUGCUGAGCACCCCUUUCUUUCCCCAUUCCCGUCAUGGCUCACCUGCUGACGUUGAGCUUGUUAUUCAGGUCACUCUGUCAGCCGCUCGCGCGGCAUCCGCGUACGCAACGCGCAGCGGCGGUCCUGCAGGUGUUGUCCCUGGAGGCAUGCAGGUCGUUCCGUACGUUCCUCAGCCGGCGGGAGGCCAAUGGGGCCACCCCGAGACUUUCCGGGGCGGAAAGGGAGCUCACGGACCGAGGGCGCCUGCGACAGGCUACAAACCCGCCUAUUGAUCCUAUCCGUGAGGCUGUCGUCAUGUCCCUGGAAGCCUACGUUGGACCUCAGGGCGACUUACUGGAAAUGGAUGAGACUCAGUACUUUCGUCUUUCGUUAUCCAGCGACGUCGGGGAAACACCCCACCACACCAUGGCGCCCUCGCGCAAGACCAACGCGAAGCCCAAGAGCAAGAGCAAGUCCGCCCAAAUCAGGACUUCGUCGUCCAGCGACGUCGGGAAAGGUACCGAAACUCGCUACAAACCACUCACUGGACGCCCAAUCCGCGACGGCGCCAGUGGCAAGUCCCUUGACGUCGACUACCUCGACACGAUCGAGGCACUUGAAGAGGACUCGGGCGACAAGGUUUCCGAAGACGAGGAAGUCGCCGCCGGCCAGUAUCCCAUGCCGCCUCAAGCCGGCAUGCCUAGACACCCUCAACAACACUCCGGGCCGGAUCAGAAGCUGGCUCAAGCGAUGAGACGACACGCCACCACGACGCACGCGGGGAAGAUUCAUACACAUGAAGACUUCGUCUCUCUGCGCAUCCAGGACACUUUUGCCAACUGGACUAGCAAGGUCAUCGAUAUCACUUGCGAAGGAGUCCAGGGUUACAUCAACGCUUGGUCGGGCCGUCUUGGCAUGGGGGUUACAGUGUAUAUAAGUUUUUCAUUUGGGUUCUCUCGUCCCCUUCUCGCCUCCAAGCCACUGUAG
Messenger RNA from Aplosporella prunicola CBS 121167, 1201 nucleotides. RefSeq lists its product as uncharacterized. NCBI's taxonomy places the organism in Eukaryota, Fungi, Ascomycota, Dothideomycetes, Botryosphaeriales, Aplosporellaceae. Gene Ontology annotation, molecular function: glutamate synthase activity. The record is from RefSeq and is a predicted model, not a curated record. Bases 269 to 1201 code for a protein of 310 amino acids. The transcript has 3 exons.